AAAGUUUUUGUUCGAUGCCAAGAAACUAUUGUCAAAUGUUCAAUUACUAUCUUAGAACUAAACAAAUUCCAUAAUAAUAAUAGAUCAUUGUUAAUUGUUUUUGAAGUUGAAAUUUUUACCUGUAUUAGUUAUAGUUUUGCAUUAUUAACUUGUAUUUACCAUAUUGCCCGCUGUGUAUUUUCAACAUUUUAGAAUAGUAGCCCGGGCGAGCAAACUUAGGUCGACAUUUUGUUUCUUUUAGUAGUAUUUCAAAUCAAGUAAAAAACUAAAAUAUGAGCGAAAAGUUUGAGCCCAACGGUGAUUAUUAUGCAGAAAAUUUUAAAAGAAAGUCUGGCGCAGAGCCCGGUACAAAUGGUACCGAAGAUAAUGCGGAAACCGAAGAGAAUAUAGUAAUUCAAAAAGCAAGUGAAUAUGUUAGAGAAUUGUUAGCUGAGAAGUUAUUGAUUGAUCAAAACAAAUUACCUAAUGCCGCUCGGUUGUUGGAACAAGAGGUAGCUAAAACUCAAUCUCUAGGAAGAGCUCCUGUGAAAGAAAAUAAAUAUGUUGACAUUUAUAGAGAGAAGCCCAUCAAAGUUACUGUCAAAGUCUUAGUACCUGUUAGAGAACAUCCAAAGUUUAAUUUUGUCGGUAAACUUUUGGGACCAAAAGGUAAUUCUAUGAAGCGGCUUCAAGACGAAACAAUGUGCAAAAUGGCUGUAUUAGGAAAAGGAUCAAUGAAAGAUAGAGCUAAAGAAGAGGAAUUAAGAAAUUCUUUGGAUCCUAAAUACAGCCAUUUAUCAGAUGACCUCCAUGUUGAAAUUUCGGCUCUUGGCCCCCCAGCAGAGGCUCAUGCAAGAGUUGCAUUUGCAUUGGCAGAAGUGAGAAAAUAUCUUAUACCCGAUAAUAAUGAUAAUAUAAGACAAGAACAAAUGAGAGAAAUGGAGUUAUUUGGAGAAAGAGGAAAUGCAUUAGAUGAUAGAGAUACCAGACUAAGGAGGUCAGCUCCAAGCAUUCCUAGACCAUCUAUACCUAGACCACUUCCUCCAGCAAUGCGUACAGUUACAAGAGUACCUGUAACUACGCCUAGAGUUAUGCCUGCAAAAACUAAAAUUAUGUCAAUUUUGGAUCGUGCUCGUGUUGCUAUGGAAGAGAGCUAUGGAUAUGAAGAUGAUUAUGGAUCUACUUCGCCAGGUUAUAGUAGUUUUUCUAGCUCAAGAGCACCCUACACUUCAGGAUAUUAUGACGACUAUGAAACUGAUUAUUAUAAAGGCAGCACCUCCGGUUUUGAAACAUCAUCACGACCUUGGAAGACUUCAUCUUAUCCUAAAACAACUCCAAGUACAUCUUCAUCUUCACGUCUGGCCGAAACAUCUCGUUAUAAAGGUUCUCCCUAUUCCAGACCAUUAAAAUAAAGGACCAAAUUUUGAUCAGGGUUCCCAAUUAAAUAAAAAAAGACAAUUUUUUACUUCGAUAAUAAUUUUAUUGUAGGGAGAUGUGUGUAAUAUUUUAUGUGCAAGAUAAAUGAUAAUGCUUAGUUAUUUAAAUAAAGUUGAUGUUCGUCUAUUAAACAUAUAAAUUAACAACACUUAAUAUGCUGAUCCAACUUAUAGGCGCUGGUACUUAUAAAUUUCUGCUUAAUUCUGGGUGGCUGUAUGUAGACGCUUGCUUUGUUAUCUAUAGUUUCGAAAUUAUUAAAGAAAA
This is a messenger RNA of Diorhabda carinulata, 1680 nucleotides long. It is a transcript of the gene qkr54B, whose product is annotated as KH domain-containing, RNA-binding, signal transduction-associated protein 2-like. The transcript has 6 exons. The record is from RefSeq and is a predicted model, not a curated record. Gene Ontology annotation, cellular component: nucleus. NCBI's taxonomy places the organism in Eukaryota, Metazoa, Arthropoda, Insecta, Coleoptera, Chrysomelidae. Bases 273 to 1391 code for a protein of 372 amino acids. Gene Ontology annotation, molecular function: mRNA binding. Gene Ontology annotation, biological process: regulation of alternative mRNA splicing, via spliceosome.